AUGUGCAACGUUGCUACCGACGGUGGUCUCUCCCCUAACGCUGUUGUCGCUGCAUGGGUGCAUGACGUCUGCGUUGCCUCUGAUCUGGGCAGAUAUAUCUUCCAACACACACCAACGCAAGGUUCUUCUAGAUCUUUAACCGGCACAACUGGCCCGACAGGUGCCAGGAGAAAGGCACCCGCGCUCGGAGACCGCGACUCAACUGUGAAGAAAAACCGGCCCGUUUUCACGUCAGAGAAACAUCCACGCCCCAUGCCUCCAAAAAAGAAGCGGACUCGAGGCUCCAAAGGGGAGGGAGACCUGACACCGCAACCUCCACCCGCAAAGCGAUCUAGUGUGGCCAAACCCCAAAACCGACGGCGUAGAUAUUCCAAAGAAGAGGAAGACAAUGAUGCAGCACAGGAAGACUUAACACCACGACCUCGAGCUCGUAACUCGACUCUAGCCCAAACUAAGGGCUCAGCCUAUGUACCCGCUCUCCAAAACAAGGCAGCCUCUGGCUUGGGGUCUAUGGAGCCAUUAGAUUCAUCAGUCGACAAUUCAAAAGCCUCUUCUAAAAGCCCAGUCAAACGAAUGGGCGACCUUCGCUUUGCUAGGAUGCCUAUUCUGUAUGAAGACCUUUCGAAGAGCCUGGAGAAGCUGCCAUCUGACGCCAGGGGUCUUUAUGAGAAACUACGCGUGGUUAGCUCGGCUACCGGAGUCCUGCCUGCAAACAUCAAGGAUGAGAUCUCCGAAUGCAACAACGAAGUAGACCUUCUACUCCCUCAUAUGUUCGAUGAGACUUCGACAGCGAACACCAGAUCAAGGACCCAGUUGCUUUGGGAACUACGUUAUGUCAAAAAGAUCUGCGACGCAACGUCGCGGUGUUCAGUUCAACAAGAAGCAGAGGCUUCCUGGAAUUGUAUUGUACACAGCCCUAUACUGGACCUGGCUCUGGAGGUCUGUAAGGGUGUUGAAUUCCGAAAUGUGUAUGGAGAUCAUUCCCACAUUAAUUCCGAAUUUACUGACCCUACCAGCACAGCAGCCAAAAUCUGCCCCGCGUUUGACCAUCGUGACAUCGUUGGGAAACCCUUGCAAUCAAAGAUGGUCGAUUUCGCCAUCAAUUUGGUAACUGACAAAGAUGUGGAUCGUCGCAUCACUGAGUUACUUGACGGUCAACAUCCGAAUCUCAGAACCAUCAAUCAGUCCAUACAUCACCCUCUUCGAUUUGCACCAGUCUUUGUCAGCAUUGAAACAAAACGACCAGGCGGUUCGGUGCAGGACGCGGAUAUACUACUUGGUGUGUGGGCAUCGGCGUACUUCAAGCGCAUUCACAAGCUUUGCAAGAACGGUCCUUUCCAGAUCGCCUUACCACUCUUGUACGUGUAUGCUGACCUGUGGUUCCUCAUGUUCGCUUGCGAUACAGCGGACGGCACAGUAGUACUGUCAAGAUAUCUCGUUGGAAGUACCAGUACCGUGCUUGGCUGCUAUAAGGUGAUGACAGCUAUUCGCAUUCUCAGCGAAUGGGGUACGACAAACUUCAAACAAUGGUUCGAGUCAUCAGUCCUUCAGUCUGCACAGGAGUCAACAGACCCUCAGCCUGUACAGGAGUGA
Molecule: messenger RNA, 1593 nt
Organism: Rhinocladiella mackenziei CBS 650.93
Lineage: Eukaryota; Fungi; Ascomycota; Eurotiomycetes; Chaetothyriales; Herpotrichiellaceae
Exons: 3
Coding region: 1-1593 (530 amino acids)
Source: RefSeq, a predicted model, not a curated record